AUGAAGGCAGAGAAAAGGGAUCAGGAGCGAAGCGGCCCGUUGACCGUGGUGGUGAAGCAGGAGCGUCUGAGCCCGGAACCUGUCGUGCACCCCUGGCCUGAUGCUCCAGGCUCGUCCCAGUCCUCCGCUGAGCCUAGCCAAGCGGGUCAACGCAGGAGCCGAACCCGGGGAGUGAGUCAGUCCCCAGCCAAAAAGAAAAGGAAGUCCUCCUGGAGAAGAAGCAAGUCUCCUCGGACUAAGAGUAGUCGGAGUCCCCGCUACUCCACCGUCAAAGUGAAGCUGGAGAGUGAGGAUCAUCCACGGAGAGGAAGAGAGGAUCCACGGGAGCACGGGAGUGCUCGGAGGAGUGAGCGAGACCGGCACCGGGGCCAUUCCUGCCCAAGGAGGCGCUCUGAGGAGAGGUCUGUCAGUGGGCAGGGUCGGGAUAGAGACAGCCAGAACCUGCAGGCUCAGGAAAAAUGGAGGGACUUUCAUAAUGCCAGGCGCAGGGAGCACCGCCAGCAGAAUGAAAGUGAUAGCGGUGGAGCUCAGGAGGUGAUCCCUCGCCCUGCUGGUAACAGAAGCCAAGAGGUACCUAUUAAAGAAAAACCAAGCUUUGAACUUUCUGGGGCACUUCUUGAGGACACUAAUACCUUCCGGGGUGUGGUUAUUAAAUACAAUGAGCCCCCAGAAGCCCGGAUCCCCAAAAAACGGUGGCGCCUCUACCCCUUUAAAAAUGAUGAGGCACUUCCAGUCAUGUACAUCCAUCGGCAGAGCGCGUACCUUCUGGGUAGACAUCGACUCGUCGCGGACAUCCCCAUCGACCAUCCGUCUUGCUCAAAGCAGCACGCAGUCUUCCAGUACCGGCUUGUGGAGUACACCCGUGCUGACGGCACGCUUGGUCGGAGGGUGAAGCCCUACAUCAUUGAUCUCUGCUCAAGCAACGGAACGUUCUUGAACUACAAGCGUAUUGAGCCACAGAGAUACUAUGAACUGAAAGAAAGCGACGUCCUUAAAUUUGGGUUCAGUAGCAGAGAGUAUGUCUUGCUUCAUGAGUCUUCAGACACCUCUGAACUUGACAGGAAGGAAGAUGAAGAUGAAGAGGAAAUGGUAUCCGACAGCUGGCCACUGAGAGGCAGCAUCCACAGUUAG
Molecule: messenger RNA, 1131 nt
Organism: Apodemus sylvaticus (European woodmouse)
Lineage: Eukaryota; Metazoa; Chordata; Mammalia; Rodentia; Muridae
Product: smad nuclear interacting protein 1-like
Exons: 1
Coding region: 1-1131 (376 amino acids)
Biological process (GO): miRNA processing
Cellular component (GO): nucleus
Molecular function (GO): protein binding; mRNA binding
Source: RefSeq, a predicted model, not a curated record